Molecule: messenger RNA, 669 nt
Organism: Dichotomopilus funicola
Lineage: Eukaryota; Fungi; Ascomycota; Sordariomycetes; Sordariales; Chaetomiaceae
Exons: 2
Coding region: 1-669 (222 amino acids)
Source: RefSeq, a predicted model, not a curated record
AUGCGGGCCUCCCGCCUCGCCCGCCAGAUCCAGCUUCAGACCCCUUCACACGUCCGUCUCUCCUCCACCGCCGAGCGUCCAAAAUACGACCCCGUCGCGAUCCUCUCCCAGCCGACCUGGUCCGUCCGCUCUCUCCUCCCCCAAGAUGGACAACAACAACAGCAACAAGAAGACGCCUCCAUCCCCCACAUCCCCCCAUCCCAACUAGCGCAUCUCCUUCGGCUCUCUGCUCUCCCAUCGCCCUCAUCAUCACCAUUACCCUCACCCCCGUCCCAAGAAGCCGAAGCAAAAGCAGCAGCACAAGAAGCACAAGACCCCCAAGCACCCUCCCCCAUCCUCGCAACCCUCCACGCCCAACUACACUUCCUCCACACCCUGCAAUCCAUCCCCCUCAACAACCCCACCACCGUUCUCCCCCUCGACGCCAUCCGCGACGAAACCCCAGCCGGUCGACAUGAAUCCGCCAUCACGCUCACCCACCCUUCCAUCCAAGCCGCGCUGGCGAACGAGGAAGUCUACGGACGGUGUCGACGGCCGAGGAGGCGUGGGUCUUCGUCUUCGCCCGAGGAGGGAGUGGAGGAUUGGGAUGUGUUGGGGAAUGCGGGAGAGACGGUGGGUGGGUAUUUUGUUGUGAGAAGUGGUGGGGAGGGAAAUAUUGAGGGGGGGUGA